ACCCGAAACCUGACGGUGACCGGUCGCGAUCGUACCGGGAUUUUAAAUAAUCGUUUCGAUCCAUUUUUCCCCGUACAUGUCAUAGAUGACACACCACACGACGAUUCCCCGUUCGGAAGGCAGUACUUGACGCGCGGAUGAUCGAAGACUGCUCGUCCAGGUGCUCGUCCCGACAGACGUGCCGUUGCCAUCGUUUUUAAACGUGCUCCGUUUCCGUUCGUCGAGUUCCCCUCUUCGUCGACGAUUCUCGAUCGUGCGGAGAAACAUAAAACCGAUAAAAUUGCUCUGUUCGUGGUUACGGAAAAUCGAGCCCCGGAUCAUCGAGGUGGCAAGGGAAUCAUAACGUUCGAGUACGUUCAUCCUCGAUCAGAAUGACUCGAGGACAACAAAGAAUUCAGUCGCAGGCUAAGGCAGCAGAGAAAGCUGCCAAAGUGAAAAAGCAGCAAGGACACAGUGCCAAUGACCAAAAAAAGGCAGCUCAGAAAGCUUUGGUACAUGUGUGUACAGUUUGUAAGGCCCAGAUGCCAGAUCCAAAGACUUACAAGCAACACUUUGAAAACAAACAUCCGAAAACGGAGUUACCGGAGGAUUUAAAGAAUGUAUGAGGGUAGGAUCUAUUGUAAAGGAGAAGAGCAGAGGUUGAAGCAAAAAAAAAAAAAGGAAGUUAACUGCAAAUGACAAAAGUGAUAUAGUUUAACGUUCAACCAAUCAUUACAUAGUCUCAAAGAAAGAAAUAAAUUAAACCUUAUUAGUGUUUAACAUGAACUAUUGCACGUUUGAAAAAAUGAAUUUUCGUGCACAACCCCGAACUACGACACUAUCGAAGGCUCUCUCGCAGGAUGAUACUUUAAUUUUCUUCCAAAGAUGUCCGUCGUUCUGCGUCUAAUCCAUGAUUGCUAAAUUCUCACUUUAGCAUAAAAGUAAAUGAAUAUGUACAUUGCUAACAAAUAAAGUUAAUCAAUUUAGCAGAAUAAUUCUAAAUAUUUAUAUGUACUUCAAUGUCGCAGGCAGAAAAGCAGCAUUAAUUACCUUGUUUUUCUAUAAAUAGAGAAGAAAGAUCCCGACACAAAUGCCAAAAAGAAACGAUGAGGAAUAAGAGAAACAUGCACAGUGAUUACAAAUGUCUUUCGUACCGUAUUACUUGAUUACGAAAAUGACUGUUGCCGUAGGCAUUCUUGAAUUAACAGUUGAACAGAAUGUAAUUUAUUCGAACGACACAUUUACCGAGCAAUGAAAUAUUGUGAAUAGCAAUAGAGAAGAUAAUUUACAAGGAACUGCCAUUUUACUAUGUCUCUGCCAAUUAUUCUAUUACAUAAGAAUAUUAUAUGACUAAAACAUUGUAUUGCAUAGAUCUGGGCAUAGACGUUCGACCAUUUAUAUCCUGUAUUUCAUUUUUCUUAUAGAUUUAUUCGUUCACAGAAGAGAUGUAAGCGUGAUACAAAAUUUAAUAUUUUUAUUUUCUAUACAGUUAAAACUUUGCAUUUAGUACUUAAUGUUCGUUUUUUUCUUUCGUACCGAGAAUAAUUGAUUCGACUUAUUCUUUUCUUUUUUUUUUAUGUAGAUCGAUUUCGUUAAAUGCAUACAUAUUGCACGGUACAUUUGUUUCCAAGGAUUGAAAGAAAUCUAGCGAUGCUGCACUGCACAAUGUGAUCAUUUACUUAUCAAUUAAUGUUCAGUAAAGAAUCUGUUAUUCUCGGUUUUCGUUACUAUAAUUACCAUGAUAUAUUAUGUCUCAAAGUAUGCUUAUUUACAAUCACCGAAUUUCCGUUAAAAACGCGUCAAUCAGCGUCGAGUAUUGAUGACGUUUAUAGGAGUUUCUAGCGUGUGUCAAGAUUAGAUAUAAGUAAGCGAAUUAUGUAAUUUGUUUUGACAAAAUAAUUAUAGAAUUUUACACCACAAACUGUGAUUAUAUUGUUAUUUAGCCAAAACGAUUUGUAUGCGUUCCCGACCUAUUUAGAAAUUUAUAAACUCGAGAACGCAAAUCUCCAUUGUACCUAUACACGUCGUUAUAGUUUCCGAUACUGUAAUUAUAGUCGAUUAAUUAUCUUUCUCUAUAAGUAAUGUUUAAC
Molecule: messenger RNA, 2069 nt
Organism: Colletes gigas
Lineage: Eukaryota; Metazoa; Arthropoda; Insecta; Hymenoptera; Colletidae
Product: zinc finger protein 706-like
Exons: 3
Coding region: 372-605 (77 amino acids)
Source: RefSeq, a predicted model, not a curated record